Phyllotreta striolata is the source of this 588-nucleotide messenger RNA. NCBI's taxonomy places the organism in Eukaryota, Metazoa, Arthropoda, Insecta, Coleoptera, Chrysomelidae. The record is from the annotation of a GenBank genome assembly.
AUGGAAUGGAUGAGCAAGAACGUGCCCAAAGGCGGGAUGUUGCAAACGCCCAAAAACUCGUUCGAUCCGGAUAGAGCGAAAUACCUAAAACUGUUGAUCGAAGAGAGCAAAAUGGCAUCGAUGAUGCGCAAGAAGGAGAACUACAACCUGCGCAGCGACGAGGAGGCCCCGGAGAGCGUUCGGGAGCCGAAGUAUCCGGUGACCAUCAGGCCGGGCAGCUCGAAGAAACGUUCGAUGCAAACCAUCGUGGAGUCCGGCGUGUACGAAAGGGAGCGAUUCAAGCCGGCCCGGCCGGCCGUCGACAGGGAAAAGGAAAAGGAGAAGCUCCAGAACAAGAUGGCCUACAAUUCGGAGAUUAAAUUCGAACGGAAGAGGGCCAUCGAGAAGAGAGUUCGAAGGGAAACGGCCAAGGAGCCCAACAGAUUCGAUCAGCUUGUGGAAGAGAUAAAAGAGAGGGAGAAUUGGUUAAAAGACAUGGAACGAUUGGGCGAAGCCGAUAAAUAUCGACAAGUGAUUGAGAAUCAAAUACAAGAGAAAAUUCGCUUGUUGAACAGAAUGAAAUCUUGCGAUGAUGUUAUAAUCGAUUAG